Spathaspora passalidarum NRRL Y-27907 is the source of this 2478-nucleotide messenger RNA. It is a transcript of the gene SEC15, whose product is annotated as Rab GTPase-binding exocyst subunit. The record is from RefSeq and is a predicted model, not a curated record. Bases 1 to 2478 code for a protein of 825 amino acids. Gene Ontology annotation, cellular component: exocyst; membrane. Gene Ontology annotation, biological process: Golgi to plasma membrane transport; exocytosis; intracellular protein transport. The transcript has a single exon. NCBI's taxonomy places the organism in Eukaryota, Fungi, Ascomycota, Pichiomycetes, Serinales, Debaryomycetaceae.
AUGUCCUCAGUCGCAGUUGACAGUCUCCAACUAGAGAACUUGCUUCUACGGGAUGAAGACAUCUUUCAAACUUCCCUUAAUUCUGAAGAUUACCUCGAAUCAUUAGCCCCUAUAAUAAGAGAUUCCAUCCGUUCCAAUGGAUUGAACAGCUUGAUUGUCAAACUUAAUGAGAUUGUCAAUGAUAAAGACGAGGAAUUGAAUGUUGCAUCCAUGGAACUGACGGAUGAAAUUAGUCAAUGUAUCAACCAAAUUGAUUCAAUACAUCAAGAAUCCAUGGUAUUGAAGGAUGAGUUCAUGAAAGUCAACCAGAGCUUAAACAAGUCAACCAUCGAACUAAUCAAUAGGAAAAAUAGAUUCAUAAAGUAUAAAACUGUAUGUGGCCGAAUCAAUGAAACUUCUAUAGUGUUGACUGAGUGUAUUCAAGUGUUGGAAUUGACUAACAAGAUUUUAGAGUCCAUCCGUCAAUCCAAAUAUUUCAAUGCCUUGAAAUUACUUGAUGAAUUGUUGAAUAUCCAUAUUGCCAAGGUCCAAGAUUUUAACUUUGCAAAGAAGAUUGUUGAUUCUAUUCCUCAUUUAACCAAGAUGAUCAAGGAUGAUUGUUUUGAUAAUAUCUCCAGAUGGUUGAGUUUGAACUUGGAACAGAAGUUAACUGCUGUCGGUCAAGCCAUUUUCAACAAUAUACAUGUUUUACAAAACAAUUGGGAGGAUAUCAAGAAAAAUAACAAAACAUUUUUACCAUACAAGUUGAAUUCACCCGUUGAGCAAUCCCUUCGUGAUCCAGGUAUAAAUUACAAUAUUUUCACUGAUCAAAGUUUACAAAUCCCCUUGAAUAGCAUAUAUGAUGCCAUAUUGGUUUAUCAGACUCUCCAUGAAUUGGACACGUUAAUCGAUGCCUAUCAUAAGGAAUGGAUGAAGAAAUACAGCAGAAUCAUAUACCCACUAGCACCUGCAUCUGUGAAUAUCAAAGAUAUCGACUUCACUAACUUAGAAUUAGCAGGAUACUUGCAGAAAAUAAGUGCAUUCUUCAUUAUGGACAAACAAUUGAACUUAAUUACGAAAUUCCAAUUGCGUACCAAUACCCAAGCUGAUGAACUUUGGUUAUCAUAUACUACGAAGUUAAAACCAGUUCUUUUACACAAUUUAAAGCGUAAUAGAUUUAAUAAUGUUGAUGAUUUGAAGAAGUAUAAGGAUUUGAUUGGGGAUUUCCUACAAGUUAUGGAUAACUAUUCUUAUGACAUUACCGAAUUAUAUGAUGUUCUUAUGAUAAUAUUCAAGGAUUACUUUGCCCCACUCGUGGUACAAGAUUUCCGUUCUCAAUUUAUUGAUUCCAUAACAUCAGAUCAUUACAUGCCUCUUGCGGUAGAUUCCCAGGAAGAUUAUGAUAGUAUCAUGAAGUUAGUAUGGUAUCAGAAGGAUUCAGCAUUUGCUCCACAAAAUGUGAGGAGCAUGCCAAUUCAGUUACCAUUUAGUGAAGAUUAUAUCCAUUAUUGUUUUGGAAUUCGUAAUUUGAUCAAUAUUGUCAUUGUAUUUAUUUCCGAACACUAUAAUUAUGAAAUCACGGAAAUAAACAAUAUUAUAGUCAAUGACAUUGUUGAAUUAGUGUUGAGUAACAAGAAAGGAUUUGGUAUUGCAUAUGACAUUGAAGACUUUGUCAAGAGAAAUGCAACUAAUAAGGAAAUUGUGGCCCAAACUUAUACCAAUCUUGAAUAUUAUUUGUUUAGUUUGUAUGAAGUGGGAAGAAUGAUUAACAAUAGAUUGAGACAAUACACUGGUGUUGGGAUUCAUAAUAUUGAUGUUAAUGAUACUUUUACCCUUCAAGCAGUAGAUACAUUUAAGGAUUUGAAGAAAUACUCUGAACAGGCAAUUUUCGAAAUGGUUGAUUCCAAAAUCAAUGAAUUGUUGGAUAUGGUCGAAUACUUUGAUUACACUACCACCGAGAAAAAUACCGAGGCUAACUAUUCAGUUAAAGAUUUUGCUGGAUUCUUGGUUAAUUUGUUCACAUCGAUUUUUUCCACUCUUCCUUCAACAUUAAGAACCUUAGGUCUCUUCAAGACCUAUGAUUUUGUUUCAGAACACUUUCUCAAUGUCCUUAAACGUGCUCCUCUGUACAAUCGUACAUUUGUGGAAAACUUUGAUUUGGAUAUAAGGUACUUGGAAGACUCGAUGAGGAAACUUCAUUCACCCAGGGAAGGCAAUACUGAAGCGUUGGAAUCAACCUUUGCCGAGUUGAGACAAGCAAUUGAUUUAUUAAAAUUGGAAAACUAUGAUGAAUUUCUCAAUAACCCCGGAUUUAGAAUGCGUCAUUUUGAUCGAAUUAAAUUGGAAUUUGGUCAAUCAUUGAUUGGCAAGAUGAUAGGCGGAAGUACUAAUCCAACCGAUGAUGAUACUGCAUCAUUGAAGAGUUUCGAGACUUCAGCUACCGCGUCAAAGUUUACUCAAUUCGCAGGAAGGUUCAAGAGAAUGGGUGAUAAUAUUUAG